AUGUUCACAUCGGAAAAUGAACAAGACUGUAACUAUUUGCCAAUUAAUAAAGCCUUAGUAAACGGCAGUAUAGCUAUUGGAAUUGGUCAUGCACAGCUUACUGAACUUUCCGCCUCGGCUGACAUUCCAUUUUUGUCAACAUUCGGAUAUUUAAAUAAUUUGUCUUCGGUUAGUCAGUCAAUUAAAGAUACUGCUUUAGAGGAAAUAUAA
This is a messenger RNA of Macrosiphum euphorbiae (potato aphid), 210 nucleotides long. NCBI's taxonomy places the organism in Eukaryota, Metazoa, Arthropoda, Insecta, Hemiptera, Aphididae. The record is from the annotation of a GenBank genome assembly.